AAUACUAGUGCUCAUAACAGCAAGAUCUGCUCGACUAGCUCUGUUGAAGAACGCGAACGAAUCAAAGAGUUUUGGUUUGGUCUAGGGGAAGAGGAACGACGAAACCUGGUCAAGAAUGAGAAGGAUACGGUAUUGAGGAAGAUGAAGGAACAACAAAAGUAUUCUUGCAGUUGUGCUGUUUGUGGCAGGAAACGUAACGCCAUCGAAGGAGAACUAGAAGCGCUAUGCGAUGCAUACUAUGAAGAAUUACAGAGCAAUACGCUAACUAUCUAUCAACCACGAUAUGUUUCUUCUGGUGGUACAAUUCCUCCCCCGCCCGGACCAGGGCCUUUCCCUUGUUCCGUCGAGCUCGAUAUAAACGGGGCAGUUGUCGGGCAUCCCGGAUAUCCACAACACGUAGCUCCUCAUAAUCAUCGACCCAAUAAUGCCAACGCCAAAGUCGUCAGAGGUGGAAAAGGACAACUUCAAGCGCAGCGUACCAAGUUUCCUGUUAACGGUCGAGGGAAUCCACCACCCGAAUCUGAAUUUGAUGACGCGGACGAUGGUCCAAACGUCGACCCAGACGCCGAUCUCGGUGACGACGAGUAUGAGGAAGAGGAUGAUGACGGUGAGGAUUAUGAGGAAGAGGACGAAGAGGACGAGGAAGAAGAUCCUAAUCCUGAUCCUGACGAUGAAGAACUCGGUCCAAAUCCAAAUUCACCUGUGCAUCCUGGGGUGAAUGAUGUUGGAAUUGGUCGUGGCCGCGGAACUCCCAUACGGCCUGGAACGACGUCACAAUUAGGUGUAAGGGGUGGUGCAGGGGGCGGGAGGGGGAGAGGUUGUGGUGCUGAGUCACCAUUGAAUGGAACUGAGAAUAGGAAAAACUAAGGAAGAAACCGUCUAUUCAAUCUGGGCAAAAGUCUUACUGUUACAGUCUCUUCACAGGUCCUGGCAACAUCCUCACCGUCGCCGACGAUCUUCUGAAAAACAAUGGCCAAAAAUUCCUUGAGAUGAUGGAACAGCUGGCUGAACGAAGGAUGCAGCGUGAGGAGGAAGCCGUAGGUGACCUCGACUCGGAAGAUGAGGAAGAC
Messenger RNA from Lentinula edodes (shiitake mushroom), 1070 nucleotides. Its product is annotated as salt tolerance down-regulator-domain-containing protein. NCBI's taxonomy places the organism in Eukaryota, Fungi, Basidiomycota, Agaricomycetes, Agaricales, Omphalotaceae. The coding region runs from base 142 to 867 and encodes 241 amino acids. The transcript has 3 exons. The record is from RefSeq and is a predicted model, not a curated record.